Messenger RNA from Haliotis rubra (blacklip abalone), 1634 nucleotides. Its product is annotated as caspase-3-like. The transcript is spliced from 8 exons. Gene Ontology annotation, molecular function: cysteine-type endopeptidase activity; protein binding. The record is from RefSeq and is a predicted model, not a curated record. Bases 235 to 1434 code for a protein of 399 amino acids. Lineage: Eukaryota; Metazoa; Mollusca; Gastropoda; Lepetellida; Haliotidae. Gene Ontology annotation, biological process: regulation of apoptotic process; proteolysis.
CGGGGAAAACCCGCAGUGCUAAAAUUAGAAUUCGACUUCGGAGAAAAUGACGAUUUCCGACUUUCUUUAUCGACAUCAAAAAUCUGUAACAGUGUUAUGACAGGCGAAGUAGCGGGUUAUCAUCAUACUGUGAUCUCAUGGACAUGGAAUGCCAACAAAAAUGAUCAGAUCAUAGACUGAAGUGAAGCUGUGAGACACAAAAGACACAAGGCAGUGUAUCUUUACAGGGAAGACAUGUCAGUCACAGACAGUCUCCGACAGAGGUUGUUGUCAAUUUCGGAUGGUUUGACUGACGAUGAUGUAACUCACAUGAAAAGUUUGUGUUUAGAUGUCAUUAGUAGGAAAGAAGCGGAUGACAUAUCUAGUGGGUUUCAGUUGUUUGAACUGUUGGAGACCAAAGGGAAACUGACAGAUGAUUAUUUAUAUUAUGUGGCUGAUCUUGUGAAGUGUGUUGGGCAGGUUUGUUUGCUUGAUCACAUUGAUCAGGGGAAGACAACCUUUGGCAAAGGGAGAUGUCACAUUAACACAUUCAGAUUAUAUUUGACCAAACUGGCAAUGGAGAUUGAUGACAGUGAGUUCAAAGCCCUGAAGAAGUCUUGCAAUUGCAACAAGGAGGAGAUAACUGAGUUCUACCAGCUGAUGACUUUUCUAGAGAACAGGAAGAAGAUAACAGUGCGUGAUAUCAGCUUCUUGGAGGAAGCAUCCAAGAAGGCCAAGCUUCAGGGCAGGAUUCCUUCCAUUCUACAGUCAUUUAGAGAUCAAUUGGCAUAUGAGGCUGAUCAAUACAGGAUUACAUCAGAUCCAAAAGGAAUCUGUGUCAUUAUCAACAAUGAAAAGUUUACUUCAGGUCAUCAUCCAGACAGACAAGGAACAAAUGUUGAUGCUGGUAAGUUGGAAAGACUUUUUCAUCGUUUCAAGUAUAAAGUUGAAAGAUACAACGAUUGCAGCGCCAAACAAAUCACUGACAUCUUAAAGGAGAUAUCUAUGCGGGACCAUUGGCGCUAUGACUGCUUCAUCUGCUGUGUGUUAUCUCAUGGUACCACUGGACGUGUGUUUGGCGUGGACGGGAUGGACGUGACAAUAUCCGACCUAUUAGAACUGUUCUUUGACAGCAGAUGUCUUUCACUAGCUGAGAAACCCAAACUCUUCUUCUUCCAAGCAUGCCAAGGGACUGCCACUGAAGGACUAAAAAUGGAUUUGCCUACAACUGGCGUGACAGCUGAUGUCCUAAUGGAUGACAAGCAGCCAUCAGCGGUUGACAUUGAGGGCAAUAUGUUGCUGGGAUAUGCCACGCCCCCUGGGUUCAAAUCCUUUCGGAGUGGCGAGGAUGGGUCAUGGUAUAUUGAGGCUCUUGUUGGCAGUCUGAAACGAAGUGCAGCAAGGUCAUUGGAUAUCUUUCAUAUCUUUACAGAGAAGACAUAUUGGGUAUUUUGACUCAAGUUAAUGAUGACGUCUCUCGGAAAAAGGGCUAUGAGAAAGAUGGAUGUCGGUAUGUGACACAAAUCCCAUGUCCUGUUUUCACUCUCAAGAAGAAGGUUUUGCUUGAUUGUCAAUCCACGGUUACCCACCUACAGUACUGAGGAGGAUGACUGACACACAAAAGGCAUCUGUAUAAAUAAAGGAAUCAUACUGUC